Molecule: messenger RNA, 1443 nt
Organism: Neohortaea acidophila
Lineage: Eukaryota; Fungi; Ascomycota; Dothideomycetes; Mycosphaerellales; Teratosphaeriaceae
Exons: 2
Coding region: 1-1443 (480 amino acids)
Source: RefSeq, a predicted model, not a curated record
AUGGCAAGCUUGAUUGGCUCACCACUGGCGGUGAAACAUGUACCAGCAUGGAAACGGCUUGGUCUGAAGUUGAAGUACGCGAGGGAGGAUGUUCCAAGCCCUGUGCUCGAUCACAAUCCCCAGCAGCCGCCCGUCUUGCCCGCCUCGACCAAUGGAGAUGACCACAAGCACGCUGUGGAACAAGCCACGUCAUCUAGGAAGCGAAAGUUGUCAGAAGACCUUUCGAAUGACUCUCAGUCGCCAUUGAGUGGUGAUGUCGCUUCAACUCCGCCGCCCACUGCCAGGAAAGCUGCGAAACUGAGCGUCGAAAUCCCCAUCACCGAGGAAAGACCGCCCGUUGAAUCAGAGGAAGUGUAUGACAAAGGCACUGAAUCCUCAUUAUCGAGAGACGGCAGCUCUGAUUCCACCACUCAAUCGACACACGAAAAGUCAAAGUCGAGAAGGAAAUCAGUCACUUUCACACCAGAGACCAAACAAGAAGACGGAUUCAGCGCGUCGACUCUGUUCAACAAGUGGUCUUCUGAACUCAAAGCCCAGCAAUCCCAGCAACCACCAUCUUCGAAGCAGAUUGACGACAAAGAACGUAAGCCGAAAGCUGGCAAAGUCAAAACUCAAUCACCGGCGUCGAAGACCAGCAUCGAGCCUCGCUCAGGGAUAUCCGGCAGUGGACCCGCUUUCGUGACUUACCUCGAACUCUUCCACAACGACAGACCAUCCUGGAAAUUCAACAAGAAGAAGCAAAACGAUCUUCUCAAGAACCUGUUCGACAUCGACAAACUCCCCGCUGAGCACAACGAAGCCUUACUGCAAUACAUCCGAGGAUUGUCAGGCUCUUCGGCCUGCCAAAGAGUCGUAGACAGUGCCGAAGCAGUGCUCAAAGAGAUUUUCGAAAAGUACGGCGACAAAGACGAAGCCCACGACAUGGAAGCCGACGAGGCGCGCAGAGCAGCGUAUCGAGACGCGCUGCGCCGUCAACUUGAGAUCUCUGCACGUGCAGGCUGGCCGCAGAGCGAGUAUGACGAUGAGCAACUGGAGGAAUUACGACGAGAGAGGGAGCGAGGAGAGCGUGCGGAGGCAGUUCUUGGCGAGGCGCUGGAGAGGUAUCUGCAUCCUGAGCGAUUCCAAGCGGAGCCGUCUUCUCAGUCUGGAACUACGCACUCGCAAUCUGAAGAAGGCCAAACUGCAGAGGCCCCUUCUAACCAGAGCAAGAGUUCCGACAAUGGCAAUGCUGCGCCCAAACGCAAGAGCAGAAAGUCGCGAACGCAAGACGUCGCCCAGGACUCUGAAAGCGAACAGGACGCUGGGUUUGUCGAACGCAAAGACACUCCUGGUACUUCGCUCGACGCGAGGACCGAGUUGAACGUGGCAGUCAAGCCAACGGGCAAGAAGAAGAUCUUUGACGAUGACCUUCUCGACAAGAUGUUUCCCAAGUCCAAAAGAUAG